Molecule: messenger RNA, 1510 nt
Organism: Elaeis guineensis (African oil palm)
Lineage: Eukaryota; Viridiplantae; Streptophyta; Magnoliopsida; Arecales; Arecaceae
Product: probable pyruvate, phosphate dikinase regulatory protein, chloroplastic
Molecular function (GO): transferase activity, transferring phosphorus-containing groups; ATP binding
Source: RefSeq, a predicted model, not a curated record
AGAUAUUUCUCCUAUCUUGGAAAAUCGUAGCCCCCUGAAUUCCCUGGCCCCCAGGAUAAAGACGGCCUGUUGUUUCCUCCUCCGAUUCCUUGUCCUUUCUCGAGACUUACUCCCGCCGGAAGGCCAACCCUUUCUCCGCCUGCCCCUCCGAGUCCGAGCAUUGCUCGAACGGACCCCCGACCCUCCGGUCUGUGAGAUGCCCAAGGAAAGCUCCAAGCUGAACCGCUGGUCCAUGGCCCGGUCCAUCCGCUCGGGCCGGCCGCUACGUUGGUCGGCCUUCCGGAAGAAGGUCGGCGCUUCCCCUUCCUCCUCGUCCCUUUCCUCGUCUAACGUGGACGAGAUCCCACCCUCCAUCUCGGACGAUUUCGAGGAUAGCGGCGAGCUCGCGGCGGGGAAGGCCAUCUACAUGGUCUCCGACGGCACCGGCUGGACGGCGGAGCACUCCGUCAGCGCAGCGUUAGGGCAGUUCGAAUAUUGCCUCCACAACCGGCGCCGCCCCGUAAAUACUCACCUCUUUUCAGGGGUUCAAGAUAUGGAUAGACUGAUGGAGAUCAUAAAGCAAGCUGGUACAGAAGGUGCACUGCUACUCUACACCUUAGCAGAUCCUUUGGCGGCCAAGGCUGUAGAGCAGGCUUGCAAAAUCUGGGGUGUACCAUCCACUGACAUACUACGACCAACCACUGAGGCUAUUGCUUCUCAUUUUGGUGUUGCCCCCUCUGGGAUCCCCCGAGGUGCUCCAGGUCGAAAAUCUCCGAUAACUGAAGAGUUCUUACGGCGUAAUGAGGCCGUUGCUUUCACCAUCAAACAAGAUGAUGGGGCACGGCCUCAAAACCUUAACCGUGCACAAAUUGUUCUUGUUGGUGUUUCACGCACUGGGAAAACACCCUUGUCGAUAUAUUUAGCUCAAAAGGGCUACAAGGUGGCAAAUGUUCCCAUGGUGAUUGGUUCGGAGUUGCCAAAGACCCUUUUUGAAAUCGAUCAGGAGAAGGUGUUUGGAUUGACGAUCAAUCCAGCUGUUCUGCAGUCUAUUAGGAAUGCCAGGACUAAGAGUCUAAAACUUGAAAGCGAAAUGAGGAACAAUUAUUCAGAGAUGGACCAUGUGAGGAAGGAGUUGGAGUAUGCAAAUAGAAUUUUCAUGCAAAACCCAGAGUGGCCAGUAAUUGAUAUAACUGGACGAGCAAUUGAAGAAACUGCAGCAAUUGUGGUGAGGAUGUACCAUGACAGGAAGCAAAAAUGUGCAUUGCCAUGCAUUUCCAAACAAUACUAGAAUGAAGUCUGUAAAUAUUUGUAGGCCCUGUAAAUAUGUAUGCCUCCAUUGGGUUGUAUGUCAAAGCUUCAAAAGCUUUGGAAAGAUAUGUGCCGUGAAGUGGAGGCUGAGUUUUCCUUGAUCUCAUGGAUAUGUUGUUUUACCCUCUUUUUUUUUUUUUCCAAUUUUGCUAUUAAAAAUGUUAUGAAAACAAUAUAUAUGAGGAAGUGUUUUAUUUAUAAAAGCAUUGGUCACAUUCUGUUA